Messenger RNA from Xyrichtys novacula (pearly razorfish), 2819 nucleotides. The record is from the annotation of a GenBank genome assembly. Lineage: Eukaryota; Metazoa; Chordata; Actinopteri; Labriformes; Labridae.
GGGUUAGGGUUAGGGUUAAAAAAAGCAUCAGUAAAAAACCAUAAACAAGAGACCUGAUAGGUUUCUGUUCCUCUCACCAGAGUAAGAACUGAGCCAAAAGUGAAAGUUAACGCCUGGCGUAUUGCAGGAAAGAUAAGCGUCUUUUGACAGAUGUUACUAACCCCACAGUCUGUAGAUCAGCGCAAAUUUCACCUGUUUCCUCUCCCUGACAUACUUCAGAAGGAGGGACACACAAAAUUAGACAUAGGCAAAAAAACAAAAAGACAAACCAAAUGCUGAAUCCAAAGAUCUAAUUACGACUUUGUUCAAAUGUGGCCACCUUUUUAAAUUGAAGGUUUAUAAAAUAUCAGGUUCAUGGAUACACACACGGCUUUCCUCAUUAAAAGAAAAACUCGAGUUUUCCUGCCAGUCAGUCCAAAGGGCAGUGACAGAUAGAAUAAUAAUUUAUCGCUCCACCUCUGCUGACUCACUAAAGCCCAAAACAGGAAAUGUGAAACAGUUUGUCAUUCUCAGAAGAGACAUGAAAGCAGAAGAUUAAACUCACGACCGUUCAAACUGUUCUACAGAAUCUGAAGAGAGCUGAACCUCCAUACACUGAAUGUGAGUUUGAUUUAAGAUAUACAUCUCAAAGUGAAAGUAACUUUAGUCAACUUUCUUCAGGGGGGGUUUAUGCUCUAACUGAUUAAUGUGGUGUUUUUCGGCUUCAGUCUGAUAAAAAAAAUGGCAUCCCUGACAGAGGAGGAUCUCUGCUGUCCAAUCUGCCAGGAAGUCUUUAAAGAUCCCGUGGUUGUAUCCUGUAGCCACAGCUUCUGUAAAGACUGUCUGGAGAACUGGUGGGGGUCCAAACGAGAACGAGAGUGUCCCAUCUGUAAGAAAUUAUCACCAAAGAGGAUUAAACCACCAGUCAGUCUGGUUUUAAAGAACCUGUGUAAGGCCUUCUUACUGGAGCAAGACCAGAGAGCCGCUUCAGAGUCUGAAGAUCUUUGUGAUCUGCACUCUGAGGACCUCAAACUUUUCUGUCUGGACCAUCAGCAGCCCGUUUGUGUUGUCAGCAGAGGCACAAAAAUUGAAAAUAACAAAAGGUUAAUCCCCGUAGAUGAAGCUGUGAAGGGUUGCAGAGAGGAGCUGCAGAAAUCUCUGAAGCCUCUGAAGGAAAAACUGAAGAUCUUUGAACAGGUGAGGAGAAAUUGUGAUGAAACAGCAGCUCACAUUAAAGUCCAGGUCAGGAACACAGAGAGGAAGAUUAGGGAGCAGUGUAAAAAACUUCAACGGUUUCUACAGGAGGAAGAGGAAGUAAGGAUUUCUGCUUUGAGGGAGGAAGAGGAGCAGAAGAGUCAGGUGAUGAAGGAGAAGACUGAGGCUCUAAACAGAGAGAUAACAGCUCUUUCAGAAACCAUCAGGGUCACAGAGGAGGAGCUGAGAACUGAAGACCUCUCAUUCCUGCAAAACUACAAAGCUGCUGUUAAAAGAGUCCAGCAGCUCCCCCUGCUGGAGGAUCCAGAGCUGGACUCGGGAGCUCUGAUAGAUGAGGCCAAACACCUGGGUAACCUGAGCUUCAACAUCUGGACCAAGAUGAGGAACAUAGUCUCCUACAGUCCUGUGAUUCUGGAUCCAAACUCUGCUCAUCCUGAACUCAUACUGUCUGGAGAUCUAACCAGUGUGAGUCGUGACACCAGACAGAAGCUUCCAGAAAACCCAGAGAGGUUUGAUGCUUACCCUAUGGUCCUGGGCUCUGAGGGGUUUGACUCAGGGACUCACAGCUGGGAUGUUGAGGUCGGAGAUAAUCCUCACUGGGUCCUGGGUGUGGCAGCAGAGUCAGUCCAAAGGAAAGGGGACACAGGUUCACACUCUAGGCUGUGCGGGAUGAGGCUGUUUAAAGGUGAAUACACAGCCUGCUCUCUGCCUGGUUCAUACACUAACGUCCCAGUCAGAAACCUCCAGAGGAUCCGGAUUUAUCUGGACUUUGACAGAGGAAAACUGUCAUUUAGUGACCCUAUUACAAACUUACACUUAUUCACUUUUACACACCCUUUCACUGAGAGGCUGUUUCCACUCUUUAUCAGUGGAAACAAACUCCCACUGACGAUUUUACCAGUGCCAUAUAAUGGAAAUGAUAACAGCCUGACUUUUCAAUAUAAUGUAGAUGACGUUCUUGAAUAUAUUUACACACAUCAGCAGCUUAUGAGCAACCGGUGGUAUUAGGACGAGGCAUUAUCAGUAACUUUUAUUUUUCAAAUUAGGGCUGUCCCAAUGUGUUCAAAUGGACAUUUUCAUCUUACAAAGAUAGACACCUUAACUUCGUCCUUAACGCCGAAGUAUAGACUGUAUAUGGACAACUUGGUUCCGCCUUCCGCCAGUAUACGGAUUUGAGCUGCGUUCCAGUUACCUCGGAAGUCAGAUGUCCAAACUGGGAAUGACGUCACACCCAAGUUACCAGCGUUUCAGUUACCAAGUCGGAAAACGGCAAAAUCAGAGGCGGAAACAAGAUGGCGUCCAUUCUAUAUACAGUCUAUGCGCGGGAGCAGACGCAGCAGGUGCUAACCAUAGACUGUACAUACUAUGGACAACUUGGUUCUGCCUUCUGCCAGUAUAUGGAUUUGAAGCCGAAAAACUCUAGUUAUUUCCGGGAUUUUCUUCAUUUCCUGAAUGCAGCACUGCGCAGUAGCGUUGUGCGCAUUCGGCGGGAGAGUCGCCGAGAGUCGCUGUGAUGACGCUCGGCCGUAGACUGUAUAUGCGCUCGGCUCAAACAGCGUAUCCCCCGAUUGAGCUACGCAAUCCCUGAACGCCAAUAGGCUGUAUCAGGUGUCAAUCAUAGAAAA